Messenger RNA from Anopheles aquasalis, 3547 nucleotides. RefSeq names its product mutagen-sensitive 312. Gene Ontology annotation, cellular component: nucleus; Slx1-Slx4 complex. Gene Ontology annotation, biological process: resolution of meiotic recombination intermediates; DNA repair; DNA replication. The record is from RefSeq and is a predicted model, not a curated record. NCBI's taxonomy places the organism in Eukaryota, Metazoa, Arthropoda, Insecta, Diptera, Culicidae.
GGAAGACCAGGCGCGGAAGUGAUCAUGAGCAAAAGGAUCAAGUACGCCAAGUUAAGGCUAACUAAGCCGAAGGAUGCUCCGGCACAGACCAGCUCACACGCCGUCGACGAGGGAGCUGCCGCGCCAAUCGAUGAGGGCGAGAACAGCUUGAAAGGCGAAAAAACUUCCAAAUAUUUCUCAGACGGAUUGGUCGAAGAAUGUUCCAACCAGGCGGCGUUCGUUGAUGUAGAGGUCGCAGAAACGAGCGCAGAACUGGGGAAGUGCGACAUUCAAAAUUCGCGCCGAAGAAGCAUGGAAGUGUCCGAACCAUGCCCUACCGAUGGACCAAAACUUCCCAAGCUGCGAAAGAAGGCCACGGCCAAAGGGAACACGUUGAUAAGCAAUUUUCUAAACAGUCAACCCAUCGCACAAGAUGACGAUUUUGAAGAAUCGCGUCCUGCUCCGAAGAAACCGAAAACAAAAGUACAGCGUGCGAGCAAGAAAGCUACGACCAACCGGCGACCUAAGAAUCAAUCAGAUAUCAGAAAAGUGUUUAGUAAAUACAAAAAUGAUCACGAAGUGCUACAAGAAUUGCUAAAAGAGCAUGGUGAAUCGGAACGGAUUGAUCCAGAGCAGUUACAGCUGGCAAUAGCCAUGUCACGAUCGCUGGCUGAAAGUGAUGGAACAAGUAAUGCUUGUACGGAUAAUCUAUCGGAACAAUCUGCGAGCGAUUCGCUUUCAUCGACCGAACGACGAAUAGUGGGCAUUCGGACCACUUUGGAACAGUUUGGGUUUCGGUGUAAAAAUAGCUACACAGAUUAUGAUUUGAAUGUGAUUUUCGGGAGUGCGGUUUGUAAGAAUGUAAAGAAGAUUAAACACAGGCGUGCAACCAAUCUCGUUCAGCGAUCCGCUAAGGAUUUGACUGAGUACAUCGAAGCACGGGUGAAGAAAUUAUUUCCGGCUGAAAUGUUAACGAUACAGAACCAUUCUGAAGCUUGCACUAGCUCUAGGUCAUGCUUAAGCCACUUGUUUUGGAUUGCCCAGACGGAUCAAACCAGUGUGAAAAUUAUAGAGAGAUAUUAUGUUCCAGAAUUGUUAGAGAUGAAUCCAGCACCCGUCGGUUGUAUGCUGAAGGAUUGGAGUAAAAUUCCUGGGAGAGAACCAACACCGGAGAGGGCGUAUUCAAACAAUUUUGAAUCGAAUUCUCCCGAAAUUCAUCACAAGGAGGAGCCCCAGAGAGAGUCUUCUCCGGAUUUGUUCGAAGAAUGUACUGAAGCACAUGAAAAUGCAGUCACUGCUGAAACAGCGGACAAUUGUGAACCACGCGCAAGACUCUCCAUCAGCGAUGAUCAUGCCGAGGAACAGUCAUGUAUACAGAAUGAUGAACAAGUUUGUAAUUUAAACAAAAGCAAUACCCUAGAAGGCACUAGCCAAUCCCAUGAAAUAAGUUGCAGGCAAAAUCAGAUUGAUAAUUACAGCAGUCGUGCGGAACGACCAAUUAGUAUCCUCACGCAAUGUACGGUCCUCUCAAUCGGUGAUGAUUCAAAUGAAGACGAUAAAUUUGUCACCGCAUCGGAAGAACCUCGAUGUGAUGGAGGCAGUUUUCAUCGUAGCACAGAUAACAUAUUUGAAGAUACGGAUCUAGAUCCUACCGUAGAUCCAGAUCCAAUCAUAAGCUUCGAGGUGUAUUCCAGCGAAGAAGAGAAGAUUUCUGCAGCUUCAAAAGUUCCAGCUGAGUUGGCUUCCCAGAGCGGUUGUCCCGAUGCAGUAGCCGAAUCCUCAACGCAACCACCACAGGAUUUGAUUAUUAUUCCCAACGAUCCAAGCUACCGCCGCUCGCAGAAUGGCCUAGCUUGUGAAGACAUAGAAACAUCAAACAGUGCCCCACCUGUCGCUAAAGAACUGCUAGCAGUAGAGAAAGAAUUCUCCUUCCAUCGGAUUGCAAUCAAAGCUCGACUGAGUGAGGCUUUAGAAGGAAAGAAAGAUAUGAUUGAAACGGUAAAUCUUUUAGAAGAGGAAGAGGCUGAAUACCCUGCUGAGUCGCAGUGCAGUAUAGUGCAGCACGAAAUGCAAGAUGAGGUUCUGGUAAUCUCUGAUGAUGAAGUGAACUAUUCGAUGCGAAGAUUAUCAUGCACAUCAACAGACGAAGGCCCGUUACAAGAAGCUGCGCACCAUUUAGAAGAAGAUCCAGAACGUACCAUAGUAUACCAUCAUGAUGCACCGGUUAUAAACCAGGUUCCCGCGGUCGACGGGCCGGUCAAUCCCUGUGAAAACAUUCUCUCUCCUUCUGCCGAUGAUAUCUUAGAUGAAUCAGAAGUUCUGUCAAGAGAAACAAAUGGGACCGUUUCCGAAAACGUCGCCGAAGAUACUAUAGCUUAUUUAGAUAACUUGGUGAAACAGUUCAACCUGCCACCGUUAAAACGACAGAAUGAAGAACUCAAUGAGGACUCUGGCGCGUUACGAGAACAUCAUGCCGACAUUAGCUGCUUGUCUGAAAACCCCAUUAUCCAUUCAACCAACGAUCGCCACAACACUGCUAAAGCAACAACUGAUAGUAGUUUAUGUUCUGCUGUUAUAGCGGAUAGUUUGUCAAACUUUAUGCAAAACUACGAAGAACCGCUGUUUGAAGAGCACGAAAUUGAAGCCGAAACGAUGGCGUCACAAAGCUGCUCUCAGGAAGUACCAAGAAUUGCUGGUAAAAACAGUGUAAAAAGGCUUAAAUCGUUUCACCAGUUUGAUUCGCCAAAGGAAGGUAGUCGAUUAAAACGAACAGUAUCUGAAUCAGGAGGGUUUUCCUCUUCAACACCGAAUGAAAAAGAACAGUUGGCAAAAAUGCAUCGCUUUAGAGAAAGGUUUGAUAACUUAAAAGUAUCAAGCAGAUUGCCGUUUCAAAAGACUGAAUACGUUAUCAAAACCGUCGGUACUGUAGAGGAUCCUCCUAACUACGAUGCUAUGUCAGUAACUGAGAUUGAACGCGAACUUUUUAAAUAUGGUCUGAAGCUACUGGAUCGUGAGAAAGCCGUAAAGGUGCUUCAUCAUAUUUAUGAUGAAAUCCAUCCAUUCGUGAGAGUUGCCGAGAGGCUAGAUUCUGCCAUCGGCCCUGUCCUGUGUGAAGAAUCAGGUAGAAACCGAGAUCACCAUGAUCGGGAAAAUAUUCCGGUAAAUGCUGCUGCCAACAUUAAUGAAGGCUCGUUGCAUCCAGGAAUAUGCCCUUUCACAUUGAACAUCGAUGAACCAAACACUAUUUUGUCAUCUAAACCUCGGAAGAAGAUGGGUUGGUGUACCGUGCCUUUACAUGUGGCCUUUUUCAACAUGAUAUCGGAGAACCGGAUUUUACAGCGACAAAUUUUGCGAUAUGAACCGGUGAACUUGGAUCACAUUCAUGCAGCAUUGAAACAAGCGGAUUUGCGCUACGAAACAAAUGAUCUGAUUGCUUUUUUGGAUAAACAUUGUAUAACAUUUCGGAGCGCGGCUUCCAAUGGCGAUCGUUCGAAAGGAAAAGGUCCAAAGGUCGGAGGCACAUAGCGAAACAAAUACGGCUCAGAUUCAAGAUUGAAAUAAAAUGCAA